ACAGAAACAAAGGUCUUUACAGCUUCCACUCUUGUAAGAAUGGAGAACCAAGUCCCUCCAGGUUCAAGCACUGAUCUAGCAACAUUGCUUCAAAAACCCUCAACUGGUACUGUAACAGAAACCAACUCGUGUGAAGCACCCCAACAGGCAAACCUCACUCAGUCACUGGUGUUCACUAAUUCCCAACAUGAUGAUCCAAUUUCAUCGGUGGAAGGCAACUCCAAUGCUGUGAAUUCCUACAAUCAGAACCUGUCUCCAGGGUUUGGGGAACUUGCAGCUGCAAAAGUCCCCAAUUCUUCAGGGUCCCAAUUACUUGAACAGUUGAAUUCGUCUGGUUUGGUAGAGAUUUCUGCACAGACCAGGAAAACAAAUAACAACACUUCUUGGGAAGACAAAUCAACUUCACAGUCAACAGUUCUGAGCCAGUUUGACUUCAAGACCCAGCCUGAGCCUUCACCUGUUUUGAGCCAGAUGACUCAACGGCAACAGCAGACCUCUGAACCAGUAUUAAAUACCUAUUCCACUCAGAUCAAGUUAAGAGAAUUGACUCCUGUUGACAGCACUGCUGUUAAAAUGAUACAACUGCUACCUAUCUCCACAGACAAUCAAAUAACCAAUGCUCAACAGAUACAGCAAAAACAACUUAAAACACAGAAGAGGAAAAUACCAACAUCAUCUAAA
Rhincodon typus (whale shark) is the source of this 681-nucleotide messenger RNA. Its product is annotated as ubiquitin-associated protein 2-like. The record is from RefSeq and is a predicted model, not a curated record. The annotation marks the transcript as partial. Lineage: Eukaryota; Metazoa; Chordata; Chondrichthyes; Orectolobiformes; Rhincodontidae. Gene Ontology annotation, cellular component: cytoplasm; nucleus. The transcript is spliced from 4 exons.